ACAGUCUUAGAGAGAGAGAAACAGUCUUUAGAGAGAGAGAGGGAAAUUUCUUCUCUUAUUCUUCUUCGUUCUUAUAACCCCCGUCUCCCAAAAAUUGAACUACACAGUUUUUUUCUUCUUCAUUUCUUCAAAUUCAAAAUCUUUCACAGAGAGAGGGAGAGCUCUGUUACUCAUAGAUCUCUCUACCAAUCUCUCUUUUAGGGUUCUUCUUUCUUCGAUCUCUUUGUCUCUGUGGAGUUUGAUUUUGUACUUUCUAAGUCUUUUCUCCCGAUUACUUGAGUUGGGUUUUUCAAAGCUCUAGAUCGUUGAUCUUGGGUAGCUUUCUAUGGAUGCAAUGGAGGCGAUCGAGGAGUUGGGAGAGUUGUCUGAAUCGAUGCGCCAAGCGGCUGCUUUGCUUGCCGACGAAGAUGUUGACGAGAAUUCCAACUCUCGUGCUUCUUCUCGUAGGGCUGCAACUUUCCUCAACGUCGUGGCUCUGGGAAAUGUUGGUGCUGGCAAAUCUGCAGUUUUGAAUAGUUUAAUUGGGCAUCCUGUUUUGCCCACUGGUGAAAAUGGUGCUACACGAGCUCCAAUUAGCCUUGAUUUACAGAGGGAUGGUUCUUUGAGUAGCAAAUCAAUUAUUCUGCAGAUUGAUAAUAAAUCUCAACAGGUUUCUGCAAGUGCAUUGCGACAUUCUCUACAAGACAGGUUGAGCAAGGGUUCUACAGGAAAGGGCCGAGAUGAAAUAUAUCUAAAGCUUCGCACGAGUACAGUUAUGGGCUAUCAUUUCUCAGAUUUUCAUUUACACAAUUUAAUUUCAGCGCCUCCACUGAAGUUGGUUGAUUUACCUGGGCUUGAUCAACGGGCCAUGGAUGAUUCUGUGGUUAGUGAAUAUGCCGAACACAACGAUGCAAUUUUGCUAGUUAUUGUACCAGCAGCUCAGGCUCCUGAAAUUGCUUCAUCUCGAGCCCUAAGAACUGCAAAGGAAUUUGAUGCAGAUGGUACCAGAACCAUUGGUGUAAUUAGCAAAAUUGACCAAGCCUCUUCAGAUCAGAAGUCUCUUGCUGCAGUUCAAGCUCUUCUGUUAAAUCAAGGGCCCACACGAGCCUCAGAUAUGCCAUGGGUUGCUUUAAUUGGUCAGUCAGUUUCAAUAGCUUCUGCACAGUCUGGAUCUAUUGGCUCCGAGAAUUCCUUGGAGACUGCAUGGAGGGCAGAGAGUGAGAGUCUAAAAUCUAUACUAACUGGAGCCCCUCCAAGUAAGCUAGGCAGGCUAGCUUUAGUUGAUGCAUUGUCCCAACAGAUCCGCAAACGAAUGAAAGUCCGGCUUCCUAAUCUCCUCUCUGGGUUACAAGGGAAGUCUCAAAUAGUUCAGGAUGAGUUGGUUAGGCUUGGUGAGCAGAUGGUGAAUGGUGUUGAGGGGACCAGAGCUCUAGCUUUGGAACUUUGCCGUGAGUUUGAAGAUAAGUUUCUCCAGCACAUAGCCACUGGUGAGGGUGCAGGUUGGAAAAUUGUUGCUAGCUUUGAGGGGAAUUUUCCAAAUCGAAUCAAACAAUUGCCUUUAGACAGACAUUUCGAUAUUAAUAAUGUGAAGAGGAUCGUAUUAGAAGCUGAUGGUUAUCAGCCUUAUCUUAUAUCGCCUGAGAAAGGUUUGAGAUCUUUAAUAAAAGGUGUUCUGGAGCUUGCAAAAGAACCAUCACGUCUCUGUGUUGAUGAGGUGCACCGAGUUUUGAUAGAUAUUGUUUCUGCUGCUGCAAAUGGCACACCAGGUCUUGGAAGAUACCCACCAUUCAAAAGAGAGGUUGUGGCCAUUGCUAGUGCUGCCCUGGACGGGUUUAAAAGUGAAGCAAAAAAGAUGGUUGUGGCAUUAGUUGACAUGGAGCGAGCAUUUGUCCCACCACAGCACUUUAUCCGUCUUGUACAAAGAAGGAUGGAAAGACAGCGCCGGGAAGAGGAGCUGAAGACUAGAUCAUCAUCAAAAAAAGGACAAGAGGCAGAACAAGCGGUGUUAAAUAGGGCAACUAGUCCUCAAACAAAUAAUCAGCAAGCUGGUGGAAGCUUGAAAUCAAUGAAAGAGAAACCUAGUAAGGAAGAGAAAGAAGUGCAGGAAAGUUCAGGUUUGAAGACAGCAGGUGCUGAAGGAGAGAUAACAGCAGGUUUCUUGUUAAAGAAAAGUGCAAAAACUAAUGGGUGGAGCAGGCGAUGGUUUGUUUUGAAUGAGAAGACUGGAAAGCUUGGAUAUACCAAGAAGCAAGAAGAGAGACACUUCCGUGGUGUAAUUACUCUAGAGGAUUGUAUUAUCGAAGAAGCAUCAGAUGAAGAAGAGCCUCCACCUCCACCUUCAAAAAGUUCAAAGGAUAAAAAGGCUAAUGGGCCAGAUUCUGGAAAAGGACCAAGUCUCGUGUUUAAGAUUACCAGCAAAGUUCCAUAUAAAACUGUUUUAAAAGCCCAUAGUGCCAUCGUUUUGAAAGCGGAGAGUGUUGCGGACAAGGUUGAAUGGACAAACAAGAUACGCAAUGUAAUUCAACCAUCCAGAGGAGGACAAACAAGAGGUGCACCCCCCGAAGGUGGUCUUACCUUGCGGCAGAGUCUAUCUGAUGGUUCUCUAGACACUAUGGCUCGAAAACCUGCUGAUCCUGAAGAAGAGCUUCGGUGGAUGUCUCAAGAAGUUCGUGGUUAUGUUGAAGCCGUUUUGAAUAGUUUGGCUGCAAAUGUCCCUAAGGCAGUUGUACUUUGUCAAGUUGAGAAAGCCAAGGAAGACAUGUUAAAUCAAUUAUAUAGCUCGAUCAGUGCCCAAAGCUCAGCAAGGAUUGAGGAGCUUCUUCAGGAGGACCAGAAUGUAAAACGGAGGAGAGAACGUUAUCAAAAACAAUCUUCUCUCCUUUCGAAACUAACGCGCCAGCUCAGCAUUCACGACAAUCAAGCAUCUGCUGCUAGUUGGUCUGAUGGUGGUGCAGAAAGUAGUCCCAAAACUAGUGGAUCACCUGGAGAUGAAUGGAGAUCUGCAUUUGAUGCUGCUGCUAAUGGCAGGGUUGACUACAGAAGGUCUUCUUCCAAUGGCCACAGUAGACAUUCUACCGAUCCUUUACAAAACGGGGACAUGAACUCAGGUUCGAACUCUAGCAGCCGUCGUACUCCAAAUCGGCUGCCGCCAGCUCCUCCGCAGUCUUCCUCUGCUUCCAAAUACUUCUAGCAUGGCAACUGAUAUUACUUGACGAUUCAUAUUGUGUCUCUGCAACAUUGGGUGAUAUUAAGCUCCACUUCGUGAUUCAUUUAGUGAUCUCCUCAAGUUCAAGUUCAUAUUUCUAGUAGAAACUUAGAAGUGGUGAGAGGUUUGUGUAUAUACAACAUUUCUCAGUCAGUUUAUACUGCUUUCUUCAUUAAUAUAAGACUAGAUUCAAGUUUUUUUACCCCCUUUUUCUUUUAAGGUUUUUUUCUUCACCAUUGCCCCAUCCAUUUUUGGACAAGAAAAAUGUAUUUGCAUGUAUUAGUUCUGAUUUUGUAUGUACUGUCAUCCAUUUCUGAUGGGUUAUAUAUAUAGUAUUCAGUUAUUUCUUAGUGAAAAAA
Molecule: messenger RNA, 3543 nt
Organism: Momordica charantia (bitter melon)
Lineage: Eukaryota; Viridiplantae; Streptophyta; Magnoliopsida; Cucurbitales; Cucurbitaceae
Product: dynamin-2A
Cellular component (GO): membrane; microtubule; cytoplasm
Molecular function (GO): GTPase activity; GTP binding; microtubule binding
Source: RefSeq, a predicted model, not a curated record